Molecule: messenger RNA, 6170 nt
Organism: Frieseomelitta varia
Lineage: Eukaryota; Metazoa; Arthropoda; Insecta; Hymenoptera; Apidae
Product: puratrophin-1
Exons: 11
Coding region: 1548-4928 (1126 amino acids)
Molecular function (GO): guanyl-nucleotide exchange factor activity
Source: RefSeq, a predicted model, not a curated record
UAGACUCGCUGUUCCGCUCGAGCCGGCGUCCGAGUCAGUGUGCGCGUUGCAUACGUGCUGUACCGUGCCCGCGCCGCGCUGUGCCGUGCCGUGCCGUGUGCGCGGGAUUAGGAGAGUCGCAGCAGUAGGCCACCGGCGCUUGACGCCUCCGCGUCUCGUUUUACGGCUCGCGCGGCUCCGACCUACCGUAAAAACCAUGUUGCUCGACCCGCUGACGAAUAUCGAUCGCUAGCAUCGAUCGGUCACCGAUUCACACGUGUUCCCUCCGCUACUUGACAUUUCUCAAACUUGCUUGCUCCUGUGAGUUCUCCGACCCGAUCAACGGAUGUUGACCAUUUGGCAUUUGGCGCAGUUUUGCGUUGACUCGCCGCGGUUUCAAACUGUGAACGAUCGCGUCGCGCGUGUUCGUGUUUCCAACCUGUUUCGUAAGACCGAAGGAUUUUAAUCGUCGUCUGUCAGUUGAAGAGAGAUCGAGAGAGAGAGAGAGAGAGACUCGCUCUCUGAAGAUCGAUCGCGUGACGCGAGAAGCAACUUUCGCGCCAACAAAUUGCCUUUAAACCAUCUGGAAUCUUUGCUACGCGAGAAACAUCUCUGACCUUUGAGAAAAUUCGCGAGACCUUCUCGGAAAGAAACGAAGCGAAAGUGUCCCACGUUUCGGAGUCAUCGCGCUUCUGAUACGAGUGAAAUGAACUUUAAAGAUCCUUGGAAAAAGUGAGUAACCAGCGAGGAGGCGAACUCGAAGCUGUUCGAUCGAACAGUAAACUGAAGUCGAGCCGACCGUGAUUGCACGGUGUUAGGUGCACUAACUAUCGGUAUCGGUUCCUCGUCCUGGCAGAGGAAACGGUUGCACGUGGAGAACAAUAUUUUUAAACGGGAACAGAGACGUGUAGAGUUUUAUUCGAUGCUGUAGCAUUACGGUGCACAGGAGCGGGUAAUAUCGGCUCACGAUGUUCACGACGAUGAGAUUGCGGAACGAUUGUUCGAGUGGGUAACCGCGAAUUACGUACUGUGUCGGGGGAUUUGUGACUGGCCUUCUGACAGCGUUGCAAAUGUGCGAGUAACGGAGAACGAUCUCGACGUAAUAUCUGUAAACGUUCUGCAAGGGGGGCAAAUGAUGUCGAUGACUGAAAACUGACUGUGAAAAACUUCUGCUGAUUUUCGUCCUCUGGCGGGAACGAAUAGGAACGAAGCGAAAUUGCAUGAUAUUGGACCGGAAUGACGAAUCGUUAAGUAACGUUGAAUCGGUAGAAAAAGAACAGGAUGGUUUACAAUCCACGUGCCAACAAACACCGUGCGUCUGAUAAAUGAAAGAACCCCGGUGGAUCUAAAAGUUCGCGCGAGGAUACUUUUUCUAUUACUUAUUGAAAUACGCGUCCGUCUUUUUAUAGCAGAACUAUUAAUAUCGCAAGGAAAUUAUGAAACGCUCGAAGAUCAGUUCGAUGUUUACGCGCGAGCGGGUCGGGAAGGAACGAGAGGAACCGGCGGCGCCCCCGGCUCGCGAAAUACCUUCGUAACCGACGAUGACGCGCGUCGAGUAGUUAUUUCGGAUGUACAUCAUCGAGGAAGAUAGUGGGGACGACGGCGGAUGCCGUCUGAUCUCCGUCCGUCAGUGCGUCGACGCUGACGGAGCGCGCGAGACGCCGUGCGAGACGGAAAGCCGGCGGCCCGACAACGAGGACGACGUCGACACCGCCAGCCUGCUGGAUGUCAAGUGUUUCCCACGUGUGCACAAGACGCCGCACAUCCUCAAGAAGUCCGCCUCUCUGGAGGCGGAGAAGGGUCACGAGUCGAAGAAGGAUCAGUUCCUAAAGUGCUCUCGUCGCGUGGACGCGCGGUCAAGCCGGUCGGCCGUCGAAUCGGUCGCGUCUCGUAGCGAGGAGGAAGAGAUCCUUGUCCUCGGGAAGGACAACGAGAAGCUCGUCGGAAUUUCCGUUCGGUCGUUGGAAGUGGUGGAUUGCAAGAGCGUGUACGACGACCAGGGAUACAAAACCACGGUGAAUUUCCAGUACAGGGAUACUCUGACGCGAUCGUGCAACGCGUCACGGCUCGAGAGAGCACGCGGCUUGAAGAGAAGCGUGUCCGCGCCCGGGAACGGUUCCUGCCAGGCCUCAGGCGAGAAACAGGAUACCUCGUCGACGACCAAAGACAGUGACAGCCAAAGCAAAGACUCGGAGGAUCGGAGCAAGGAAACCAAAGACUUUGCGUUCGCGAGGAGGAGCUCGUCGAAAAGCGGAACGGACGCCAGCGGCCAGUCGACCAGAUACCAACGUUCGAGGGCCAACAGAUCGCAAACGACGGAGUUCGCGACGAAGACGGAACAGUUGAUCGCGAGACGCGGCCAACAGGAUUAUCCAGCGCGAAGGGCGAGAGCCUCCUCGUUCGUGAUCGAGAGGAAGAGGCAUCGCCAGGCUACAAUUACAUCCUCGAGGUCCAGCGAGGAUCUGUCGAGGAUCUGUUCGUUGAGCAACAACGAGACGACGGAGGCCGAUGGAAUGCGGAAUUGCAACGGCGCGGUGGCGGGCGUCGACGAGAACGAAGGAUGCGUUCUACUCGGGGUCCGGUCUUUGGAGGAGAGCCCCCAGCUGCCUCUGAUCCCGCGACAGGACGACAGGUGUACCAGAAGGGACAGGGAGCGUGCUAGGAUUCUGCGACGCAGAAGAAUCAACGGGAGAUCGGCCUCGGUGCCUAGGGUACACAGACAUCUUGACAAGGGGAGCGACCUUGCCGAGGCGGCGAGUGCGAGCGGACUUCGUGAACUCGCGAGAUCCUUGAAGCAUCACCUUCGAGGAUUCGGUUCCCGACUAGAGGACAGGCGCGAGUAUCUCGAAGACACGUCGAGAUGUUGCCUGCUUCAAGACCGGGCGUACGAGUGGGCCCAGGAGGCUCGCCUCGCUGGCGAACGGGGAGCCCAGCAGUUCCUCAUGGCCAGGCCACCCUUGCCUCCCGAGCAUUUUACGGAAAUGAUGGCGCUCGCCGAGAAGCUCGGUAACGAGAUCCUUCUGGAACAAUGCCGCAUCGCUAGGAACAAGUGCGCGGAGGCGCUCGAGAUGGCGAGGACCACUUCCGCACCUGGCAGCCCUGCCAGAAGGAGAUCCUUCGCAGCGUCGGAGUCUGCCACCUCUUGGGAGGACAGUUUGACGAAGAGAACUUCGUGGGAUGACAGCGACAGCAGCGCGUCGUACGCUUGUCCCAUGGAGAGCGUAGGAUCGGCAGGAAGCGGCGGUCGCCCGGUACUGGACAAUAUCGCGGAGCUUCGAGAGAGCGCCGAACAGCUACUCGAUUGCUCUCCGCCGCGAACGCCACCCCGAAGCCCUGCUCCACGACGGCUGGUCAAGCCACCGGUGAACUCGCACCUUCACAGAGCAGCCAGCAUUGCUCCUGGAAUGAAGGCGAAAAAAACAAUACUGCUUAUAAUGAGGGAAAUGAUACAGACUGAACGAGACUACGUGAAGUCCCUCGAGUACAUAAUAGAGAAUUAUAUCCCGGAGCUGGUGCGGGAGGAUAUUCCUCAGGCACUCAGAGGACAGCGCAACGUGAUCUUUGGUAACGUCGAGAAGAUAUACGAGUUUCACAGUCAGCAUUUCCUACGGGAACUGGAACAGUGCGAGCAGUCGCCGAUGAAUGUGGGACAAUGCUUCCUCAGACACGAAAAGAAAUUCUACCUUUAUGCGCUGUACAACAAGAACAAACCGAACUCGGAUUCCCUGAUGGCCGAGUAUGGCACCGCGUUCUUCAAGCAGAAACAGCUCGAGCUCGGUGACAAGAUGGACCUCGCCAGCUAUCUACUGAAGCCGGUUCAACGAAUGGGAAAGUACGCGUUGUUGCUGCAGCAACUGGUGAAGGCGGGCACCGAUCUCUCGGAACAAAUGUCCGGCAAAGACGAAAAGGACGAGAAGGACGAUGGCAUGAAGCCGAUGGUCGAGGGGGAGGCGGACUUGAGGGCGGCCGAGCAGAUGGUACGAUUCCAACUACGUCACGGAAACGACCUGCUGGCGAUGGACUCCCUUCGAGAUUGCGACGUGAACGUGAAGGAACAGGGUAGGCUGCUUCGUCAAAACGAAUUUUUGGUAUGGCAGGGUAAAGGGAAGAAGUGCCUGCGACAAGUUUUCCUGUUCGAAGAUCUUAUCCUAUUCAGCAAAGCGAGGAGAUUCCCCGAUAGGAAGAAUCUCGAUAUCUACAUUUACAAGCACAGCAUCAAAACGACGGACAUCGGGUUGACCGCCGUGAUCGCAGACUCACCUACGAAGUUCGAGAUUUGGUUCCGCAAGAGGAAGCCAGGCGACACGUACACGUUGCAGUGUGCAAGCGAGGACAUUAAGAAAGCCUGGACGGAGGAACUGAGCAACCUUUUAUGGAAGCAGGCGCUGCGAAACAGAGAAGUGCGCCUGGCGGAGAUGUCGAGUAUGGGCAUCGGAAAUAAACCUUGUUUGGACAUUAGGCCUAGCGCGGAUCAGAUCAAUGAUCGUUCUAUCAGUGUAGCUCAACUCUCGAAAACAGCACCUAGAUUUAGAAACUCGAUAGCAGUAUCAAUGUCAGAGGACUCGGGACGCUGUAGCAGGAGGCCGCACAGUGUAAUUUCCGUGAGUUCGUCAUCGAGUAGCGGUGGAAGUAGCGGCCCUCCGACAACGCUGAAUCUCGGCUUGGAUACAAGUCCUCGACCUCAUCAUCGUAGUACCACGCUCAACAGUCAGUGCAGUGUUGAAAGCGGCAUAAUAGCCGAUAUCUCGAUCGUCUCGGAUGAUGGUGGCGAUGGAACUGAGAGAAGUCACUGGAACUCGACUCUGGAAAGUCCAACGUCCCAUCUACCAACGACAUCGACGCCUCUUCAAUCACCGACCAGCGCAACCGCGACAGCAACAGUUACCUCGGCUUCUUCGUCCGACACGAAUCUCACUCCUUACGACCAAGACAUGUCCAUUAAUUUAUAAGUGCCACCCCUGAAAAGGCCGGCACGGCUCUGAUAUAAAAGAGUAUAUAUUAUAUAUAUAUAUACGUGUUGUCGAUUCACUUGCAAGUUGUCUUAUAGUGAAUACCGUGUGACUCACUCGAAUUACAUAAAGUUUUUCAUUGGAAAGUGGCAACUACCACGUACGUACAUACGUGUAACUGAAUAGAGAGUACUAGAGCGCGUAUUUUUCUUGGGCAAUCGUAGUUCGAUGAAUGACCGCGAACUAUGAGACGACAUGUAACAACACUGUAAACAAACAGUCCAAUAGAUCGCUGCAUUACGCUUAUCACGUGAGUUCCGUAACGAGCGUUCAUUGCAAAAUAUUUCAAGCGAAUUCUGUUCUGUGUGGCCGAGUUCGCAAAGAGGCACACAUACACAUACGCAGAUACACACGAAACACUCACGACACACCUUAUGUCCCGGACAAAGAGCUCAACUUUCAAGUGAAUUUAUCUUUUGAUACGCUUCGAAUUUCAUUAAAUCUAGGCGAUCGCAUAUAUAGUUGUCACGUCUGAAUUUUAUAAACCAUUGAUUUUUCAGAAGUAACGGCGACGUGUAUUUUCUUAUACUAUCUCCUCGAAUCCACCAACGUGCUCAAGAGAACGAUCACAGAUACAGAUGUGUUCCGACAGAAUCUAUAUGUGUAUGGCUGCAUGCUUCACAUUGUGCUGCAGUAUCGUAAACAGCAUGCACCGGUUGCCAUUAACUCUCAUUAACAUUGGCAUUCCUGAUCAAUCAGCGACUGAGAAUAUUAUUUUGAAUUUACCAACCGUUCGUCUAUGGUACUUUUAAACUUUAUUUAUAUAUACGUAGUGAAUAAAUAUCGAUAUUCCAUGUCCACGUUGUGUUCGCGCUUACUACGAAAUGUUAAGUAACGUCGCAGAUCGAGAAUGCGAAGAUUAUGGUUUUUUUUUUCUUUUUCUUUCUUUACUUUUUCUUUUUAAUGAAACACCUGGAGGCUGGUUCUCGUUUCAUCUUCUCUUCAGGUAUUCCAUUAGCUGCCCAGAUCAUUGUUGAUUUCCUUGUCGAAUGCGUUUUCGACCACAGCUGAACGCAUCCCUUCAGGAAUGUCAAAACAAUGCGCACACAUACAUACCACUUUGUAAUAUAAUGUAAUAUUAAAGGUUUAUACGAUAUAGCCGCAAGUAAUAUAAUCGAUAGUCUAAAUAUUAUUUCCAGAUUAUAUAUUAAAUAUAUAUAAUAUUAUAUUCUUUUUAUGUCA